Messenger RNA from Aspergillus eucalypticola CBS 122712, 1169 nucleotides. RefSeq lists its product as uncharacterized. NCBI's taxonomy places the organism in Eukaryota, Fungi, Ascomycota, Eurotiomycetes, Eurotiales, Aspergillaceae. The coding region runs from base 261 to 1169 and encodes 302 amino acids. The transcript has 4 exons. The record is from RefSeq and is a predicted model, not a curated record.
CUCCUGUGUCUCCAGUGCGACCCGUGCUCCAUCUCCGCUCGUGCAGAGAGCAUAUUUGCUUGCUGGGCUGUGUAUGGGGCUGUUCACGCACUGCUCACAAGUAGGAUCUGCCUUCUCUUCAGCCAGCGGUCUUAUUUACCUUAUAUGCCUAAAAUCGUUCAAUCACGAUCAGUUUCGUAGCCAGCCAAAAUCCUUCACCACCUGUGCCUUGGAAUCCGAUUCGGUACCAUGAAGGUUAUUUUGUUUCACGCCUGAAAGUCAUGACAGACCAUUCUGCAGCAGUCAAGGUCGUGACAUGCUUCCUCCUCAUCGUCUCCUUCAUCGCUGUCGUAGCCUGUUUGACGACAAACUGGCAGGUGCUGAGGAGGAAGGUGUCUAGUGUGGCGCUCCUUUUGAGCACUUUGAUCGCGUCAAUAGCCUCCGGGGCAGCUGUAUCCGUCGCUGCUACUCAUGGCUUGGGACAAGCUUCCCCUCUCUCAGAUGACCAGGUGGUCGUCAUGCAGAAGGCCCUCUAUUCAAUGGAGGUGCUGUAUGUUUUGACGCUGGGACUGGGAAAGCUGUCUGUCAUGGUUCUCUUCUACAGUCUGCUCUCGUCGACAGGCCAGUCGAAGUCCGUCCUGGCAGCGACAGGUCUACUUUUGAUAUGGGUUGUGGUGAUGGCCAUCGUGGUAUGCCUUCAAUGCCACCCACCCGAAGUUUGGAAUAUUGUCGGCGGAAAGUGUCUUGACCUGUCCGGGAUUUGGAUAGCAUUCGGAGUCAUGAAUGUCUUGGUCGAGAUUAUGAUCAUCGCAGUUCCGUCCUUCAUCAUAUUCCGCCUGCAACUGAGUCUGAAAAGGCGUUUGGUGGUAAUAAGCUGCUUCGGUAUCCGGAUCCUGGAUAUCGCGGGCAGUAUUGUACAGCUAUGCUACGUUCGUAAUUUCAAGCUUCACGCCGACUCUCCUCUACCGACCAAUAUCUGGCAAUGGGCGAUUUGCAGUCAAGUGCUUCAAACAGUGGCUAUCCUAUCUGCCUGUGUGCCAUACCUACGAGAAUUUCUGGAGUCGUUCCCUAGUGGUAUGUUCAAGCCGACGGAGCUCAAACAUCCUACGGUGCAGUCGGCAUACAAUGCGACCAAGUGUUCGGACAGUGAUAUAGAAUUAAUGAGACCGGAAUCGACAAAAGAUACUUAG